AUGUCCUCCUUCAAACUAUCAAUAAAGAACGCUGGAAAGGUGUUCGAAAUCGAACUUACCCCAUCAUCCACUGGGGCGUUCCUUAAAGAAAAGAUCCAAGAAUUGACCCUUAUUCCUCCUGAAAGACAAAAGAUCCUCAUCAAGGGUGGAAAGAUCAACGAUGCUGAUGUUGUGUCUUCUUUGAACUUGAAUUUGUCACAACCAAUCAUGGUCCUUGGUACCCCCGACAAGAACCUUCCUUCUAAGCCAGUGGUCAAGCAGGUGUUCUUGGAAGAUUUGAAUGCAAACCAAUUAUACAAGGUUUCGACCGACCCAUCAGGAUUGGUUAAUCUCGGCAACACUUGUUACUUAAACUCAUCAUUACAAGCAUUGUACAGUAUUAAGAUCCUUAGAGACCGUCUUAAGGAUCCCGGGCUUGCGUCAUCGGCUGGAAAUCAAGCAUCGAUCAAAUUUAAUUUAGCUUUGAAGUCUCUUUUCGAGCAAAUGGACAAAAAGCAAGAAAGCAUCAAGCCACUUCUUCCAUUGACUUUGAUCAAACAAAUUAACCCGGAGUUUGGCACAACUGAUAACGCAGGCCGUCCUCAACAACAUGACGCAGAAGAGGCUUACUCCGAAAUGAUUAGAUUGAUCAAUGAUGGUUUGAAACUUGACGAUUUUUUUAAAUUAGGGUUUAAAGCAGAGCAAAAGUGCAUCAGCUUACCUUCAGAUGAAACAGUAGUGACGUACGACGAUGCUCUCAAAUUAAACUGUCAUAUUGAUAUUAAGACCAACUUCUUGAGAGACGGUAUUAUUAAUGGUUUGAAGGAAACUCUUGAGAAAUUCAACCCAACUUUGCAAUCAAAUGCAGAGUAUGAAAUCAACAAAACCAUCACAAGAUUGCCCAGAUAUUUAACUGUUCAUUUCCUUAGAUUUUUCUGGAGAAGGGAUAUUGGUAAGAAAUCGAAGAUCUUGAGAAAAGUCCAAUUCCCAUUCGAAUUGGAUUUAGCUGAAAUGUUAGAUGAGUCUAUCAAGGCCGAUAAAGUUAAGGUCAGAGACCAAAUAAGAAAAAUCGAGAAGGACAAUCUCGACUUGAUUCGUGAUUUCAAAAAGCAAAAGAAGGAUAACUCAUUGACUCCUUUGGAGCAACAAGAAGAGGACGAAUUAAAAGUUGCAUCCAUAAAAAGUAAGUUCGAAGAUGAGUUAGUCAAGGUUUUGCCUCUGGGAUACGAUUUACAAACCGGUAGUGAGAACCCAUCUUCAGUUUACGAGCUUACUGCCGUUAUUACACAUGCUGGUGCUUCUUCAGAGUCCGGUCAUUACCAAGCUUAUGUUAAGGAUGACAAGGACUUGGAUGGAGACAGAUGGUGGAAAUUCAAUGAUGACAAGGUCAGUCCAGUCAGCAAGGAAAAGAUUGAACAAUUUGCCGGAGGUGGUGAAAGCGAUAGUGCCUUGAUUUUAAUCUACAAGGGCGUGGGCUUAUAA
Molecule: messenger RNA, 1461 nt
Organism: Suhomyces tanzawaensis NRRL Y-17324
Lineage: Eukaryota; Fungi; Ascomycota; Pichiomycetes; Serinales; Debaryomycetaceae
Gene: UBP6
Product: ubiquitin-specific protease
Exons: 2
Coding region: 1-1461 (486 amino acids)
Biological process (GO): proteasome-mediated ubiquitin-dependent protein catabolic process; regulation of proteasomal protein catabolic process; protein deubiquitination
Molecular function (GO): protein binding; proteasome binding; cysteine-type deubiquitinase activity
Source: RefSeq, a predicted model, not a curated record